AUGCAAUUUUUAAGCAGAUCUACAGCACCAAAAUUGCCCCUAAAUUUAGAGUGUGUGCUCAAACAAAGCAAAUAAAUCAUCGAACUCUAAAUCUCUGCUCUUCACCCUGGUCCUGUCGUUCAACAGCAUAUAGACAUCUUUUUAAGUGAUGUCGAGAUGGUAGAAAAAGAUCAUAAGCGAUUCAACUCCCUAGAAGCCAUAGUCAAAUACUCCAUCGCGCAUGAAUACAUGAGAAUCUCAGGUAAGCUCCUCAAUCUCAGUCUUGAAAAAACCUAAGAUCUCUUAAAGUCACAUCAAAUAUUUGAUUUGUCUUGUGCUUACUUAUGGAUCACAGCAUCAGGACCAGAAGAGAGCAAAGAGCUAAUUUUCGAUUCCAAUUUGGAUAUGCAAGGCAUGCCACUCAUCAUGUAUUUAAAUUGUCUAAAUCAAUCCGAAUAAACCUGUUCUAUUGAACAAAUCAACAACCAUUUAAAAACCACAGACGACCCUGAAGUUAUCUAUCUACUCCUGAGAUUACUCAAGAAACAUUGCAAUCAAAAUCAAGCUGAUGUUGAAAAAGUUGUUCUAGCAAAUCUCGAGAAAAUGGAGACUUCAUUCCAAGCCAAGUAUUGCUUUUCAGAAUUCAUCAAUGAAUACUAUGAAAAAUACGAAGUUGGUGUAUCUUUUCUAGACUUGUUAUUGGCCAACAAAUUGGAAUAAUAUCUUCAAUCCCCAAGUCUAAUUUUCCCUUAUCAAUACCAAGAAGAAUAAAAGUAUCCCCUACUCUCAACUAGAGAGUCUAAAUACAUCUACAAGAUUGAUAACUGCGACAUGCAAUAGGAAAUUGAACUCUUAAAAUAAAAUGUAGGUCUGAUAAAGGAAGAGGAAUUUAUUGUGCAGGAUGAAACUCUUUAAGAGAAACAAUCUGAAUCGAGUAUAUUUGAGUUAAAAUAAAAAAUAAAUACUCUAAGCAGAAAAUUGACAGAGGCUGAGAAAAAGGUCUCAAUUUAUGAAGAAAAAAUAAGUAAAUUAGAAGAGGAUAAAGAAUUCCUAUUAUAAGAAUUAGAAGAAUCAAAACGUCAAGGGUAAAUUCAUUUUAAUGCAUUUCGAUCGGUAGUAAAUGAAAAAUUACAAUCAACUUAAUAAUAGCCAACCCAAUAGUAAUAAUAAUAGUAAAUAUCUAAAUAAUCAAUAUUUUUAAGCAAUAAAUAAAAUUUAUUUAAAAAUGCUAAAACAUCUACUUUAAAAGCCUCAGUAAAUUUUGCCAAUAUAUAACCAAAACAAUUACAAUUAUAAUAAAUUUAGGAAGAAUCACAAUUAAAAACUGAAGAUGAAUUAAAAAAUGAAAACGAAGUUUCAAAUUUUGAUAAAAAAAUUGAAGAGGUAACUUCAGAAAAAUGUUUGAAUUCUGAGAAAUCCAUUGAUAGUCCUUAAACUCCCCUUGAAGCAGUAACACCUCAUCAAUGCAGUCAAGCCAGUCUUUAUGCUAAUUCACUUGCUACUCCCUCUUCUCAAUCCCCUCCAAAUAAAAGUGGACCACCUCCACCUCCUCCCCCUCCUCCUCCUCCCUUUGGUAAAGCAGGAUUCCCACCUCCUCCACCUCCACCACCUGGAAGUGUAAAAAGUUCAAAGGAUUUAAAACCAAAAUUUGAGAUAAUACCGAUAGAUGUAGCAAUGAAGAAAGUUCAAACAUGGAAUCCAAUGCCUGUAAAUAAGGUUGAAGGAACAAUUUGGGAGACCUUUAAAUACGAUGAAAUGAAAUUUGAAGUAGGAGAAUUUGUAGAUAUAUUUGCUGCCAAAACUGCUAUUGAAUCCUCCGUGAUGCAAUCAGGUGUUUUUCAAUCUGUGUAUCUAAAAAGAGAACCUAUUACUAAAUUAUCAAAAGGCAGCGGACCAAAGGAUCCAAAUAGAGCUCAAGCCAUUUAAAUGGCUUUGAAGAGAGUGAGAUAUCCAGUAGAAGAAAUACUGUAAGCAAUUCGCAUAGUAGAUGAGGAAAAGUUGACAGAAGACAAAGUGACACUAUUGAUAGAUUGUUUGCCUAAGGAAAAUGAAAAGAAUUUGUGGAAGGAAGAAAAAACAUGGGAUUUUAAUGAAUUACAAUCAAGAAUAUCCGAUUACAGUGAUGCUGAUAAAUUUUGCAUGUUUGUAAUGGAAAUUAAGUGUUAUGAAGAGAGAUUGAUUAGUUUAAGUGCAAAGUACGAAUCAUUGAAGAACUAAGUGGUAAUAGAAGAAUUAUUGUUGAUGUUCGAUGCAGUGUUUGACUCUAUAAAGAAAGAUGAGGAAAUAUUGAUUGUUAUGAAAUACUUAUUUUAUUAUGGAUCAAUCUUAAAUGGAAGCAAUCAAGCUUAAGGAUUGAGAUUUGAUUGCAUUCCUAAGGUGACAUGUUACUCAGAUAAAUAGAAGUAAUUUGAUAUUUGGAUGUAUGUCAUAAAGAAAAUUGAAGAGUCAGGAUUUGUGAUUGAUUUGGAGGCUGACUUAACUAAAUUGGAUACAUUGUCGUAGGAGACGAGGAAGAUGGAUAAUUUGUUUGUGUUUUUGAAGCAAUUUGAAUAAAACAAGCAUCAAAUUGCCUUGGCUAGAGAUAGUGAUUAAGGAGGUGACGAUAGAGCAAAGGAAGUUUUUGGGCAACUUUAUAAUGAAAUCGAGUUAUUUGUGAUUGUCCAGAAGGCAAAUUUGAAGAGUUUGGAGAUCAAAUAUAAAGAAUUAUGCCAAAUGUUUGGAGAGUCUUCAACCAAGUCAACUGACUAAUUUAUUAAAACCAUUUAUGAAAUCAAAAGAAAGGUGAGAGAAAGGAAACGAAUUCUUUUGGAACAAGAAAACUAGAGAAAAAGAAGACAAGCUAUGGAAGAGAAAAAAAAGACAAUAAUUAAGAAAUGA
This is a messenger RNA of Paramecium tetraurelia, 2856 nucleotides long. RefSeq lists its product as uncharacterized. The record is from RefSeq and is a predicted model, not a curated record. The transcript has a single exon. Lineage: Eukaryota; Ciliophora; Oligohymenophorea; Peniculida; Parameciidae.